This is a messenger RNA of Notothenia coriiceps (black rockcod), 329 nucleotides long. RefSeq names its product voltage-dependent P/Q-type calcium channel subunit alpha-1A-like. Gene Ontology annotation, cellular component: voltage-gated calcium channel complex; neuronal cell body; membrane. The annotation marks the transcript as partial. The record is from RefSeq and is a predicted model, not a curated record. NCBI's taxonomy places the organism in Eukaryota, Metazoa, Chordata, Actinopteri, Perciformes, Nototheniidae. Gene Ontology annotation, biological process: calcium ion import across plasma membrane; chemical synaptic transmission. The transcript has 2 exons. Gene Ontology annotation, molecular function: high voltage-gated calcium channel activity.
AUGAUCGUCCAUGUUUUCACUGUGCUCUGUAAUUCUGACGCUGCUGUUGUUCCUUGGUGGACCUCUAGGGGGAGCAGUAAGGGCAAAGAUAUCAGUACGAUAAAGUCCCUCCGUGUGCUGAGGGUGCUGCGUCCUCUGAAGACCAUCAAGCGACUCCCCAAAUUAAAGGCUGUGUUUGACUGCGUUGUCAACUCUCUGAAGAACGUGCUGAACAUCUUGAUCGUCUACAUGCUCUUCAUGUUCAUCUUCGCCGUGGUGGCCGUGCAGCUCUUCAAAGGCCGAUUCUUCUUCUGCACGGACGAAUCCAAAGAGUUUGAGCGGGACUGCAG